AUGGCGGCGCGACACCCCCACCGGCGCCUCGAACGGCGAACUGCUCUGCGAGUGAAGAGAAAAGAAGACGCGAAGCGGGACGCCGCUGCCGCCGCCGCAGCAGCAGCCAGCGGAGCGAUGGAGAGAUGGAACCGGCGGCUCGGCCUCCUCGAGGGGCCGCCGGCCUUGGUGGUCGCCCUCGUCGUCUUCCUGCUGCCGCUGGCGCUGGGGCCGGUCUCGGCGGCGGCGGCGGCGGCGGUGGCGGCCGGCGCGGGAGCCGCCGAGGGCAAGGAGUGCGACAAGCCCUGCGCCAACGGAGGGCGCUGCCAGCCCAGCACCGGCCAGUGCGAGUGCCGGCCCGGCUGGGUCGGGGACCAGUGCCAGCACUGCGGGGGCCGCUUCCGGCUUACUGGACCUUCAGGGUAUGUCACAGAUGGACCUGGAAACUAUAAGUACAAAACAAAGUGCACGUGGCUCAUUGAGGGAUGGCCAAACUCAAUCCUUAGGCUCCGCUUUAAUCAUUUUGCGACGGAAUGUAGCUGGGACCACUUGUACGUAUAUGACGGUGAUUCAAUUUAUGCUCCAUUACUGGCUGCUUUUAGUGGUCUUAUUGUUCCUGAGAGGGAGAGCAAUGAGACAGUCCCAGAAGUUGUAGCCACUUCCGGCUAUGCUCUCUUGCAUUUCUUCAGUGAUGCAGCUUACAACUUGACAGGGUUUAACAUCACCUACAACUUUAAUGUGUGUCCACAUAACUGCUCUGGCAGAGGGGAAUGCAAGCUCACCAACAGUAGCAAAGUGGUUGAAUGUGAGUGUUCGGAACAUUGGAAAGGAGAGGCCUGUGAUAUUCCCUAUUGCCCAGAAGAUUGUGGCUACCCAGACAGAGGGCAGUGCAAUAUGAAUAGUACUCAAGAAUGUGUGUGCUUCUCUGGCUGGCAAGGUACAGACUGCUCAGUUCCUGUUCCAGCAAACCGCUCAUUUUGGACUCGUGAAGAAUUCAACAUUCCCAAGCUUCCUAGAGCCUCCCAUAAAGCUGUUGUCCAAGAUGAUGUCAUGUGGGUGGUUGGCGGCUACAUGUUUAAUCACACGGAUUCUGAAAUGGUUUUGGCGUAUGACCUUAAUUCCAGAGAAUGGCUGCCCCUGAACAGCAGUGUGAAUGCAGUCGUGAUCAGAUAUGGGCAUUCUCUGGCCUUACAUGAAAAUAAAAUCUACAUGUACGGCGGGAAGGUAGAUGAAUCUGGGAAUGUAACUAAUGAACUGUGGGUGUUCCAUAUUGCAAACCAGUCCUGGGUUCACAUGAUCCCAAAGGCCAAGGAGCAGUAUGCUGUCGUUGGACACUCGGCACACGUUGUCACACUGGAUAACGGUAACGUGGUGAUGCUGGUCAUCUUUGGGCACUGUCCUCUUUACGGAUACAUCAGCAGUGUGCAGGAAUACAAUCUGGCAACGAAUACAUGGAGUAUUCUGCAAACAACUGGAGCCUUGGUCCAAGGAGGGUAUGGCCACAGUAGUGUCUAUGAUCCAAAUACCAAGUCCAUCUACACCCAUGGAGGUUACAAGGCAUUCAGUGCCAACAAGUACAGGCUAACAGAUGAUUUAUACAAGUAUGAAAUUAAUACGUCCAUGUGGACAAUUCUUAAAGACAGCAAGCUUUCCCGAUACUUGCACUCCGCUGUGAUCAUCAGCGGGACCAUGCUCGUUUUCGGAGGAAACACCCACAAUGACACAUCCAUGAGCCAUGGCGCCAAAUGCUUUUCUUCAGACUUUAUGGCAUAUGACCUGGCUUGCGACUGUUGGUCUGUGCUUCCUCAACCUGAUCUUCACCAUGAUGUCAACAGAUUUGGACAUUCUGCUGUGCUGAGCAACAACACCAUGUAUGUAUUUGGAGGCUUUAAUAGCCUGCUCUUGAGUGACAUCGUGAAGUACAUUCCAGAAAGCUGUGAAGCAUACAACAAUGAAACCGCCUGCCUAAGGGCGGGCCCCGGGCUCCGGUGUGUGUGGAAUGGCUCCACCCCGCAGUGUCUCCCUCUGGAAAUGGUCCCAGUGCACCAAGAACAGAGAAAGGCUGAGGAAUGCCCUUGCUGGCUAGCUGACCAUGAAAAAUGUGAUCAGAUUACAGACUGCUACAGCUGUACAGCCAACACGAACCGGUGCCAUUGGUGCACUGACCAGUGUGUGUCAAGGAACAGCAACUGCUCGGAGGACCAGACUCCCAUUGCUACAUUUGAAAAUUGCCCAAAGGAUAAUCCUGCAUUUUACUGUAACAAAAAGACAAGCUGUAAGAGCUGCAGCCUGGAUCAGAACUGUCAGUGGGAAGGCCGGAAUCAAGAAUGCAUCGCUUUGCCUGAGAACAUCUGUGGGGCAACUUGGCACUUGGUCGGCAAUUCCUGUUUGAGAAUCUCAAAUACGAAAGACAGCUACGACAAUGCUAAGCUGGCCUGCAGGAACCACAAUGCUGCUCUGGCAUCACUCACUACCCCAAAGAAGGUGGAAUUCCUUCUCAAGGAACUCCAGAAGACCCAGUCCUCGCCCAAAGCCUUGACGCCGUGGGUCGGACUGCGGAAGAUCAACAUAUCGUACUGGUGCUGGGAAGACAUGUCUCCUUUUACGAACACUUCGCUCCAGUGGCUGCCGGGAGAGCCAAGCGAUAUUGGGUUCUGCAGCUACUUAGCAGAGCCAAGCAACCGAGGGCUGAAGGCAGCAACGUGCAUCAACCUGGUCAAUGGCAGCGUCUGUGAAAGGCCUGCCAACCACAGUGCCAAGCAGUGCCGCACCCCCUGCGGCUUGAGAACGGCAUGCAGCGAAUGUACCAGCAGCAAUUCUGAAUGCAUGUGGUGCAGCAACAAGAAGCAGUGCGUCGACUCAAACGCAUACGUGGCCUCCUUCCCUUACGGCCAGUGCAUGGAGUGGCACACCGUGAACAGCUGUCCACCUGAAAAUUGUUCCGGCUAUUUCACUUGUGGUCACUGUUUGGAGCAACCUGGCUGUGGCUGGUGUACAGAUCCCAGUAAUACAGGCAAGGGGAAAUGCAUUGAAGGGUCUUCCAGAGGUCCAGUAAAGGUGCCAAAGCCAAAUCCACCUCCAUCACCGACAGGAGGAAAAUCCUAUCUAGAACCGGUCCUUGAUGUCACCAUGUGCCUGGCUGAGAACAAUUAUAACUGGUCAUUUAUUCAGUGCCCAGCCUGCCAGUGUAACGGGCACAGUAAAUGUGUCAAUGAGAGCAUCUGCGAGAGAUGCGAGAACCUGACGACUGGCAAGCACUGUGAGACCUGUAUCUCUGGUUACUAUGGAGACCCCACGAAUGGAGGGACCUGUCAACCUUGCAAGUGUAAUGGCCAUGCUUCUAUCUGCAAUACAAACACAGGGAAGUGUUUCUGUACCACCAAAGGAAUCAAAGGAGAGGAAUGUCAACUGUGCGAGGUCGAAAACAGAUACCAGGGCAAUCCCCUCAAAGGAACGUGCUACUACACUCUUCUUAUUGACUAUCAAUUCACGUUCAGUCUCUCACAAGAAGAUGAUCGCUAUUAUACAGCAAUCAAUUUCGUAGCAACGCCCGAAGAGCAAAACAGAGACUUGGACAUGUUUAUCAACGCUUCUAAAAACUUCAACCUCAACAUCACUUGGUCAACGAGUUUUGCAGCUGGUACUCAGGCAGGGGAGGAGAUUCCAGUGGUAUCAAAGAGCCAGAUCAAGGAGUAUAAGGACAGCUUCUCCAAUGAGAAAUUUGACUUCCGCAACAAUCCCAACAUCACCUUCUUUGUCUACGUCAGCAACUUCACCUGGCCAAUAAAAAUACAGAUCGCAUUUUCGCAGCACAGUAACUUUAUGGACCUGGUACAGUUCUUUGUCACUUUUUUCAGCUGUUUCUUGUCUCUGCUCCUUGUCGCUGCUGUGGUUUGGAAGAUUAAGCAAAGCUGCUGGGCAUCGCGGCGGAGAGAGCAACUUCUCCGGGAGAUGCAGCAGAUGGCCAGCCGACCCUUCGCCUCCAUCAACGUUGCCUUAGAAACGGACGAGGAACCACCUGAUCUCAUUGGCGGAAGUGUUAAGACCGUCCCCAAACCCAUAGCGUUGGAGCCCUGUUUUGGCAACAGAGCUGCUGUUCUCUCAGUAUUUGUGAGGUUGCCAAGAGGCCUGGGAGGGAUUCCCCCACCGGGGCAAUCAGGUCUUGCGGUAGCCAGUGCUUUGGUGGACAUUUCACAACAAAUGCCUAUUGCCUACAAAGAGAAAUCAGGAGCAGUACGGAGUCGCAAACAGCAGCCUCCAGCCCAGCCUGGAACCUGUAUUUGAUGCAUGGACAUCAGAACUCCCUGUUUAGGGUUUUAAAUCCAAGGGACGAGGAGGCGGCGGCGGCGGACAAAAACGUUGCAAGGUUUGUGGCGCAAAGGAGACCUCGAAGCACCUGGGCGUAGUUUCUGGGAGCGUCCAGCCCUUCUACUUGGCGUUGUCUUAGUUGGCUUUUUCUGACACCGGCCCCAUCUUAGAUUUGCCAACCCCAUCGUGCCGUACGGCUCCAUGUUUUUAUGUUGCUCUCCCCUCUACGGUUGAAGGCCGUUUAUUGCAAGUCCGUUAGCAUCCGUCUCCACCUUUGAAGAUUGGCAUUAAUGGUGAAGAGCCAUGCGAAGACAAAGAACUCUCGGCUUUUAUAUGUGGAAAGUGCUUUGUGGUACUUGAUUCCCCCCCCCCCCCCCCCGUUGUAUGAGAAAAGAUGCACCACUUACAGAUAAUUUUCUGCCCUCAGCAGUUAAACCCUAGGAUUUAAGGAGAAGCUAACUGAAUUUCCUCCAGGAUCCUGAUGCUAUAAACAUUCUAUUUAUUUCUCUCUUAUUUAGAGCUCUCUUCCAAACACAGUGCAUUCAUUCUGUUGGGGUUAUGUCUGUAGCUUUAUUUUCAUCCAUCCGACUAUAUUAAAGUCUGGGAUGGAGCUGAGUAUGGUUGGAUACUUUCCGUAGCUUCAGCUAAAACUCCUUUCGCUGUAGGAUUAAGUGUUUCCCAUGUGGAUCCAUGUGGUGGUGGAAAUAUGUGCAAGUGUCCCAAGGUUUUAAAUAGCACGAGGAAACAAGGAAAUUGGCACAGCUAGGCGCUUACGUAACUGCAUCCCUCUUUUUGCCCUAGGCAAUCCAUGGCCUUUUUUUGUGCUGCACCCAUCAGAUGCUAACCUGUUUCAGGGUGAUGGAGCACUGGUGACGUAAGGAAGGGAACUAUAACGCUGUGGCUGAGCUGCCUGGUGUGUCUGUUUCCGCCAAGGGCAGCAAUUGCGUUGGCAUUUUGUCUUUUAGGAUUCUCCCGGCCCCCUUUCCUGUACUUCUUUACUCAAUUAGGGCUCCCCAAUUCGUGGGAAGGGCCACUUCCUGCGUUUCGGAGGAUGUGCUCCCAGCCUCUUCCUGCCGCUUCUCUUUCCGUACCGAUGGAUAACCCCGCGCAUCAGACAAGCGUACAUCAGUCCAGGGCAGAAUCUGUGUUCAUGACCCUACAGAGAGGCUGGCAGACACGGGUGCGUCCUUUUGCGGUACUCCGUGGCCUUCCGCUGGGUCUUGAGAAAUAGAGACGCUGCUUCCUAGGGACAAGAGGGCCUUCCUGUUUGACCCGUUAGUGCCCCCUUGAUGAUCCAGAUUUGGCUGCAGCUGGAAACCCAGGAAUGCUUCUAUUUAUUUGUCCUCGAUCCGUCCUGGGAAGUUCUCAGCGUUGUACGUUCUAGACGGAGAUCAGCAGAAAUGUGGGGUUUUAUUAGCUGGCAGCAAUAGAAGCAAGAGCCUUGAGAUGCAACAAAUGUUGGCUUGGCUCUUAAGUGUCAAAGUUGUUAUAACUCAGGUUUCACUUGCUCUUAACACCUAUUAAGUUUCCCCUCCCCCGAAUAUCGACCACAUGUGUGCGUGUUUGGAAGAGAGCAAAAUAGCUUCCAAAAUGGAGUGGGAAUUGUAAAUGUAUCCCUCUUUGCUUAAACUGUGUUCAACUUACAAAUGAACUGUUGAUGACUGCUUGACAGUGCAUGCCACUCCAGUCCAUAGAGAGGUCGCGCGAGUCGCUCCAUUAGCCGUAGCGAGAAUCGUACCGCAAUUGCAUUCAUAUCCUCCCGACUGACCGAAAGCCCUGCAGAGCAGCCUCUCUGUGCAUGCGGGGAUCAACAGAGGCUGCGCGCGCCCCCCCUUGCAUUGCAGGGUUGCUUCUGUUUGACCGGCCAGGAGCUGUCCCUGAUGCUACACGGACUGGAGAAACCGCUGGGCGCCCUGGUGAACCUCGCCCAGGCCAGGUUCUGCUGGAUCAAGGUAGCUGUGGUUUCUUGAGGAUGGAACUAUGCAUUGCAUUUGCUAUGAGGCUGCCAUCCCAAAUGGCAUUUCAGUGUCGGGUUCACACACAUACGCACACCCCACGUGCGUGCACACACAUGCAGACCUUUGGGCCCAGUUAGACUGUGUUGUAUGCCAUGGAGUUGUGUGUCCGUCCGUCCCCAAUAGCAAUCAUGUGAGGGGUGCCCCCCCCCCAAUAGCAACCAUGACCUGCUGCAACUGAAGUGGGGGGUGGGGGGUUAUGUGUGCACAAAUGACCAUGUCAUGACCUGGAGUAAACGCUCCUCCUGUUAUGGGGAACAGCUCCACAUAGAGAUGCUGUUAUUGAAGCAUCGAGUGUCAUGUGCAGUCCCCCCUCCGAGGCUUAAGCCUUUAGUAACUGCAUCCCCCCUUUCAUUCCUGAAUGCAGUGAUGUAUUAUAGUUGUCUUUUGAGUGGACUGCUGGGGAGGGGGCCGGAAAUGGGGAAGGCCAGGAUUUAGGGUGGGGGGUGGGGGGUGGAGCGGCUGUACCACUGGAAUUACCACAUCGUUUGCAUCUCAUAACCAGUGAGUGGUGAGUGACCAAAGCUUCCUUGUUUUGGAUUGCCUGGCCAGAAAUGUUGCAGUUGUGCAUAUUAAUGGAUCUGUACCUACCUGAACCCCACAGAACUGGAACAAUUGUAUGAUUAAAAGAGCAUCUCUUUGUUUUUUCUAAUUUGUUUCCUUAAAGCUGCGCAUGAAUUGAAUUGUCCUUGGAAAGCUGGGAAGGGUGGAAAUGUACCUUUUAAGUCCUUUUUUUUUUAGAUGUAAGGGAAUGCGCUAAGUUACCUCAUUUUUUUCCUGAAAAGAAUUUGACACCUCUUCCCUAGGGUGCAACAGCUACCCAAGCAAAAGAACUGGGUGCUUGAAACGUCUUGUGUUCUUCUUGCGUGAACGGCUCUGGAGGGGUGUUUUUUUUUUGUAGCGGAAGUGCGCCUGAAGCUAUCGUGGAUUAGGAGCUGCAGGGUUUAUUGUUCCACGUCCUCCUGCAGAGCCAAAUCCUUACUUCCUGGGCCAUCGGCUGGUUCAGGAGCACAGAUUGCAGGGCGGUGAGGAAUCGCGUUCCCAUGUGGUCCGUCCCCAGGAGAACUGUGACCACCAUGGUCACUUCCCUUUGGACACUGAAGAGCAUUGGGGGGGGAGGCAUGAUAAGGUUUUCUUCCUCCCCCCCCUCCAAACUCAGGCAAGACCUGAAACUCUCAAUGCCAAGCAGUGCUGUCCCUUGGUAGCAGCAAUAACAAGGAUGUCCCCCACCCCCUCCGCUGGGAGGUGAAGACAGACAACAUUAAUCCAGCAAUUGCACUCGAAUAGAGCCAAAAGCAUGAAAGAUGUGCAUGUUUGGGGGAGCGCAUCAGUUCAGAGGGCCGUGGGUCUUAGCUUUGCUGAACCCAGAAGCUGCAUCAUAAGUACCUUCCGGCCAGUUGGUUUUAUCCGCGUCUUCAAAGGUCAGUUGCCCAACUUAGCAGUUGGCCAAGCCCGCAAAUUGCCGCCGUUGAGUCAGAACGCUGACAUAAUCAACAUCUUUAAAGUUCCUCAGAGGGCUAAAAAGACUUAAGAAAAUACCACCAUCUCUUAUUUUUACCAGAUUACCUGUCAAUAAAAAAAAAAUGGUAAUGCUGCCUUGGCAUUUGUACGUAAGACUUAGACAGUAGCGUGCAGAAUGUCAAGCGCUUAUUGUGUCUGCAAAAUGGAAAUGUACUUUUGGAUGCGUUUCAGGACUAUGGAUGAGUUUCGUAUUUCGCGACUGGUGCAUGUACUGAGCGUGAAGGCUGCAGAGCUUUUAAGCUGUCAGCUUAUUUAAAUACCUGGUAGUCUAUAGAGUGGAGAGGGAACGGCAUCCCCGAGUAACUGCAUGUCUGAAUUCCUAGGGCAGCCUCAGCCCGGAACGUCUCUUGCGCACACAAGCUGCCCUGAAAUCAGUGGGACUUGCUCAUGGGAGACCAUGUCAAAUGAACCAGACUCGCACCCGUCCCUCCACUGAUGCGGGUGCCAUUUAAUUAGUACAUGCCAAUGCUCCUAUUUUUCUGCGACUUUGCCCACAGGGAGGGGUGAGCGAAGUUUGAAAAGGGAUUUGCCAAGCAGUAUUUGAAAUCUUGAGUUCUAUAAGGUUUGAGGCUCUGGAUGCAACUAAAUUUGGGGUGUGUCUAGGAACACUUCUUUUACAUUUAGAGGAUAGAUACUCGUUCAUUGUUUUACAUCUCCCCCUCUUCCACACAUUUCUUCCGGCAAGUUUGGCAAGGCUUGGAGACCACUGCCGUACAGUUAUUAGUCAAUGCUGGUCUGUACUUUGUACACCGAGACAGACGGGUGUUUUCGGGGAUGCCUUUGGCACGCCCCUCAGAAUUGCCAGGCCAAAAAUGUCACAGAUGCCAAAGUACCAACUUUUUAUGACUGCCUGGUGCCAGAGAUUCUCAUUCUCUCCCCCUCCCCAAAUCUCCUCCGUGAAUAAUGUACCUAACUGUGGUGAAUUGCAAGCGUUGAAAGAAUGCCAGGCUGUGAAAACACCUCUUGACGGGUACCUGUUUCCUUCUAGUUACCAUGCACACUGUAUUUAAAAAAAUUAAUCCCCCUACAGAGUCUGUUGCUAUAGGAGAAUAUAUUUACUUGGUAUCCGGUAUGCUUUUAAAAUUACUGUCAGAAAUGGGCUUUGACGAAAUGCCUGCUCAGUAACGGAACGACGGCGAAGACCUUGGCUGCUAGUUAGUGUGGUGGCAAAAGAAACUGAGCUGCAUUCUGUGGUGAGAAUGCUGUCCUUCCUUAUAGGGCUGAUUACUGAGAUAUUGGCCCCGUUCAGACAACACGCUAAACCAUGCUGCUUAACCACAAAAUGGUUACUGCAUUCCAUUAACCAUUUUGUGGUUAAGCAGCAUGGUUUAGCGUGUUGUCUGAACGGGGCCAAUGUAUGCAAGAUGUUUCAGACACUCAAGAGCUAUGUAAAUACUACUACUACUUCUUUUUUCUUUUUUUUUAAGAGGGACCAGUCACUAAAAAAGGCUCAACUCCUUCCGGCUGCUCAUCACCCUCACACAAAUCAGCUUUCUCAAUCCUGUCUCCUUACAAUAGGUAACAAUUCAUUGAUUUCCUUCUGCAUAACAAUCGCAAAUGUGCAACGUCCCAAGUCACCGGCGUCCCUGUAUCUCCGGUUCUCCAGGUGUAAAUUGGAGCCACUGAGUCACAGCCUGCAGGUUAAGUGUCAGAGCACCACGUCUUGAUCGUGUCCCAUUUCGUCCCAUUUGAGCCUUUAUCAUUUUGAAAGCUGCUUUGGGGUCGUCAGUCAAACAAUGAUAUAUUUUUUAAAAAAAUUAUCAUAAUCAAGUUACUUGGUUAUCUCCUUUCUGCCCAGUCCCCCCAAAAUUGUCAUCCAAUUUUCCCCCGUAGGGAAAGUGUAUUUUGGACACACAGGCUCAGUUUCCCAAGAUUCAAGGAGGAAUAGCUUUUUAAAAUAAUAAUAAUAAUAAUAAUAAUAAUAAUAAUAAUAAUAAUAAUAAUAAUAAAAUUGUCACAAGGAAGGAGAGAGUCUGAAGCAUCUUUGCAUCUGCUGUGGCUGUGUAGUAAAUGACAGCGUGCCCGCCCAUCUGUGGAGCGGAAAUAGUGUCUGGUUGUGCUGCUUUUGCUGGUCAAAGAAAAUUGUCUUAUAAGUGAGGCCUCAAAAUGCAAACCAGUGGCAAAUGGCUACUGGAAUAACCUCUUCGGAUCCUGUUCCUCAUUAGACCGAGCAACAGCUUGUAAAAAGAGAUGGACCCUAGAUCAUCUAGGAUCUAUCUAGUCCAGUAGCGGAUUUCCAGCCUCUGCAAAACGUAUAAAAGCAGAGCACAAAGGCAACAACACCCUCCCCAUACACCUGGGAUGUCCACACUAGGGGUGUGCACGGACCCCCCAAUCCGCUUCGUGGCCCGAUCCGGAAAAUCCGGAUUGGGCCUGAUCCUCUUCGCGCCGCUCCGCCCGUCUCCCGCUCCGCGGAGUGAGAUAUCCGGCUUCACCGUCGUCGCUACAUGGAUGACGGCGGUGGCGCAAGAAAAGCCACCACCCCUCCGCCCCCUUACCUCCAUCCGUCACGGGCUUCAAUUGAGGCCCCGGUUGAAGCUGGAAGAGGCCUCGGCCUUCACUUCCACCUUCAACCAGGGCCUCAAUUGAAGCCCGCGAUGGACGCAGGUAAGCGUCCCCUCUCCACUUACCUGCAGGCGAAGCUCCGGAUUGAGGUGAUCCUCUUCGCCUCGAUCCGCAGCCCCCCUGACUCUCUUCGCCUCCGCCUUUUCCGGAGGCGAAUUAGGCCACCUCGCUCCUGCUUCUCUGAACCGAAGAGAAGCGGAGCACAUCCCUAGUCCACACCUCCCUUGACCUAUUCAGAGAGAUGCUGUCUCUGGACCGGCAAGUUGCGUUUAAAGCCAUCUAAGCUAGUGGCCAUCACAGACAGCGAUAUGUAAAAUGGCCACCUCCACCUUCCCCAUUUCCACCUCCCUUUGAAAUAAAUGGAGUUUAAGUUUGCCGUUGUGAUUUAAUUCUCCUUCCAUGCUUUCAGUGGGACUUGGCCACCAUUAUGUUUUGCUGGAUGGUGUCCUUUAGGUGUCCGCCAAUUCUCCUUUUUGUCUGUUCAGUAGCUCUGUAGUGUCCUAAGCGAGGAGGCUGAAAUUGCUUUGAAUUCUGUCUUGUUCUUUAGAUUCUGGCACCCGCUGCUAGUACCUGUCCCAGCAUCUGAAAUUAAAUUCAGGAUGAGGUAGCAGCGCUGCUUCAGUUGGCAACUUUCUCACCCGCCACCCUCGGAAAACUACUCCAAUAAACACAGUUUUCCUAGAAUAAACUCUUUUUUUGCGUCUUCCAGAUUCAGAGUGCUUUUGACACUUGAGCUGUGGUCCCUUGACUUUGGAAAUGUGCUCCCAAUACCCAAGCUAUGGUGGGGAAAUUAAGUGAAAUUUGUCAUGGUGUAUAAAAUAAUGUGAGCCCUUUAAGAAAGAGAAAGAAACCCCAUCUGCUUCUAUUACCCUGAAAUUUGUGCACAAUGCGUUGUUCUCUCUAGAGCUCUUGAAUUAAUUUUCUCUUUUGAAUUCGUUUUCGUUUUUCUUCCCCUACAGUUCUUUUUCUUUUCUUUUUUUACUAUUCUUCUGUAUUUGGACCUGAGCUUAGUUUCUGUUCAUAUGUAUAAUUUAGCCUUUAUUGCAUUCAUAUGUAAAUAACGAGUAAGUAUUGUAAAGUAUUUCAUUGCUGGGGGUGGUAUUAAAAAUACACAUUUUAGGGCUGCUGGUUUUUUCGUAUUUUUUUGUAUUGUAAAAGAAAAUUUAAAAAAAACAGCUAAUUUAAAAGCAGGAACAAGGUGAUGAAGACAUGAAUUUUGAAACACCAAUGUGAACUAUGUGUAUAUAAAUACAAGUAAAUAAUGAAGAAACUUUUCCCCCCUUCUGGAAUAAAAAGUAGAAGAUCUGGUUAAACA
Messenger RNA from Elgaria multicarinata webbii, 11703 nucleotides. It is a transcript of the gene ATRN, whose product is annotated as attractin. The transcript is spliced from 30 exons. Gene Ontology annotation, cellular component: Golgi apparatus. Lineage: Eukaryota; Metazoa; Chordata; Lepidosauria; Squamata; Anguidae. The record is from RefSeq and is a predicted model, not a curated record. Gene Ontology annotation, molecular function: protein binding. Bases 1 to 4263 code for a protein of 1420 amino acids.